AUGAACGCGGAGGGCCCGCCCGAGUUUCUGCUCGAAGCAUUCGCCGACCCUAACACGGUGCGGGAUGUUGUUCGCGGUAUUCUGCACACCAUAUUCUUUAUGCGUUUCUUCCAGUCCAUCCAGGCUGCCACAGCCACACGCGACUGUCUCGGGAUCGACCUCGCCUACGUUCCCGACUCCGCAAUCGAGACGCUGAUCGACCAGCGCGCAACAUCACUCGCACGACAACUAGACGCUGAGCGCCCAUCAGGAGGAGGUGGCCGCGGUCAGAUCACUGUUCAGUUCUUUGAGAAGAAGCGUCGUAAGGGGACCUGGUUCGGGGCCGACGAUGAGCUCUGCUGGGAGAGGUGGACCAUCAAAAUUACCGUCGCUGAACCCAAGACGGAGAGUGACCGUGCUAAGGUCCGGAAAGCAACCGAAACCACGCUCCGCUCUACCGUCUUCAAGAUCAUGACCUGUGUGACCGGCCACAUGGACCACAUCCCUCCCAUCACCGAAUCCAACGUCAACCCCUUCCCGUACCGCAUUUACAUUGGUAAUCCUCCAAGUAAUCAGCAAUCACCAUCAUCGCAACAAAAGGCUGCCACGGCUGCUGCUGGAGUCGGAGCUAGAGUCGACGCUGUAGCGGGUGGCUGGGCAAAGAAGAUGGGGAUCUAUUAG
Molecule: messenger RNA, 660 nt
Organism: Podospora anserina S mat+
Lineage: Eukaryota; Fungi; Ascomycota; Sordariomycetes; Sordariales; Podosporaceae
Exons: 3
Coding region: 1-660 (219 amino acids)
Biological process (GO): autophagosome assembly; autophagy
Cellular component (GO): phagophore assembly site
Source: RefSeq, a predicted model, not a curated record